This is a messenger RNA of Musa acuminata AAA Group (dessert banana), 1126 nucleotides long. RefSeq names its product histone H3.2. Gene Ontology annotation, molecular function: protein heterodimerization activity; DNA binding; structural constituent of chromatin. Lineage: Eukaryota; Viridiplantae; Streptophyta; Magnoliopsida; Zingiberales; Musaceae. Bases 500 to 910 code for a protein of 136 amino acids. The transcript has a single exon. Gene Ontology annotation, cellular component: nucleus; nucleosome. The record is from RefSeq and is a predicted model, not a curated record.
CAAUUUAUCCCGAAAUCUUAACUCUGCAAUCGUUGCCUUAUUUCUUUAAACAAAUUGCAUUACAAUGGUUGCAUUGUUAUUUUAAAUAAAAGUCAUUACUCCUUUUAUCAUUAGUUAUUAAUAAAUAAAUUAAUGCGUUUGUUAUGUUUUGAAGAUAUAAAGAAAUUUGCUUUGUAGGUUUUUACAAUUAUUCAUUUUGUUAAAACAUUUAUUAUCUUUAUGUCAAAGAAUACUGCCAAUAAUUUUUUAUACCUGCGAGAUUCCGUGAUCGCGAUCCGCGUGCUUCCGCGAAACAAAAUCUGGACCGCUCGUGGCUACCCGAUCCGACGCUCCAUAUCGACGCGGCACCUCGAAACUCGAAUCCCUCCGGCCAAAAUCCCGCCUCUUUUCCACCAUAUAAUGCGCAUCGCUCCGCCCGUCUCCACCACUUCCCACGCCCAAUUCUCGAUCUCGAGACCUAAUCGACCGAUCCUUGUUCCCCGGACUACGAUCGCAAUCGAUGGCGAGGACGAAACAGACCGCCCGGAAGUCCACCGGGGGCAAGGCCCCGCGGAAGCAGCUGGCGACGAAGGCGGCCCGGAAGUCGGCGCCGGCGACCGGGGGCGUGAAGAAGCCCCACCGCUUCCGCCCGGGGACGGUGGCACUGAGGGAGAUCCGCAAGUACCAGAAGAGCACGGAGUUGCUCAUCCGCAAGUUGCCGUUCCAGCGUCUCGUCCGGGAGAUCGCGCAGGACUUCAAGACGGAUCUGCGGUUCCAGAGCUCCGCGGUGGCGGCCCUACAGGAGGCGGCGGAGGCCUACCUCGUCGGCCUCUUCGAGGACACCAACCUUUGCGCCAUCCACGCCAAGCGGGUCACCAUCAUGCCCAAGGACAUCCAGCUCGCUCGCCGGAUCCGCGGGGAGAGGGCUUGAGGCCCGUCCCAUCUCGUGUGUUCACCGCCCCUUCUGGUGGGUCGAUCGGGGAUUUAGGUCUAUUAUGUCAGCCUCCAUGGCCAAGCGCAGGUUUCCCGCUCCUAACUUUGUCUCGACUGUAUUGUGUUUCCGGCCAUCUGAUGUCACAUGGGAUUGCGUGUAUGCGAGUAAUGUUAUGUGGCAUCAACUUUCAAAGCAAAGCCUCGGUCAGAAACA